CUCUUAUCUUCCUCUCUUUUCUUCCUCUCUUUUCCUCCUCUCUUUUCCUCCUGCCAUGGCUCCAGAAGCGGUCCUCCCCUCGGAGCCUCGGAGGCCUGCGGCCCCAGAGGAGCGGAGCGCCGUGGCUGUGAAAAGCCUCUCAUCGCUUCCUGUCUGACAGUUUGGAGUUAAUCAGCUGAACGUAACGAGCAGCAGACGCAUCAGCUCCACUUUUCUUCCUGCAGUCAGAAAAUAAAGACGAGGAAAAGCGCCUGCUGAGGUUUGGACCUGACCGGACCGACACCAGACCCUGAAAUGCGGAAGCUGCGGAGCUUUAAUGAUAAUCAGCUGGAUCCCCAAAGGAGACCUCCUCCAGAUGUUCUCCUCAGGAAUCCUGGAUGUUUAUCUGCAACCUGCAGACCACAGAACCGCUGCAAGGAGACCGGAUCCACAGAGACCCACAGAAAUCCCAAACAGCGCCCCCUGUUGGGUAGCAUUAGCUCAGAAGACAGAGGAACACGCUGAGCCCAAGGUCUUCAUGAGCCGAUGGGCUCCUGGACCUUCUGGUCCACUUUAAUGUUGAUUCUUUGAGCAGAACCAGAAUCUUUAUUUCUGACUGCUGUUCUCCAGUGAUGACCUCUGGACUCAGAUGUUCCUCAGUCUGUGGGGUUCUACCAAAGUCUGCCCAACAGCCUGGAACACCACGGCCCGCCCAGAACCAGCAGGAUGUUCUGGGUUCUGUUCUUCUGGACUAUUCAGGGCUGUCAUGAUCUCCAGGAUGAGAUGUUGGACAUCAGAGGAGCUGGAAGGACGAUGAACCCUCAGGGCUCACGGUUCUGCAGAGCAUCAGGGUCUGGACCACAGGCAGGACCAGGUAACCCACCAGAUUGGGUUCUGUAGGGGUGAAGGCUUUUCUAGAGAUGUUUCUAGAGAUGUUCUGCUGCACAGCUUCAGAGUUCUGAUAAAAUGGUUCUGGGACUUUGGGUUCUUCACAGGACUCUGGCGACAUCGUCCUGCAGAAAGUUCUGCUCAGGGUUUCUAAGAUGCCGUUUGAAGAGGAGAUCCUCUGAGACUCAGAGUUCUGUUGAGGCCCGGUUCUGACCGCCCGGACCUUUGGAGCUGUGUUUGGUUGCCUCUGCGGCGCUUCCACAGGAACCAGUUGACUUUGUGGUGGGACCGGAGCGAGCCGGCGCAGCACACACACCUGCUCCAUCUGUGUGUGAAGGUCUCCUCCUCCUCCUCCUCCUCCUCCUCCUCCUCCUCCUCUCCCUCUCUCUCUCCUUUCAAGGCCAGGCCCCGCCCCCCCCCUGUGAUGUCAGCGGCUUGGAGGAAGACCCGUGGGGUUUUUGGGUUUUGGCGUCCAGUCCUGUGGGGCCGCAGGGCUGAGAGUUUCUCCUCCAUCCCGGGCGGGCCGCCUCUGCUCCUCUCUUUGGGGAAAAGAAAAAAGGCUGAGUUCUCCAUUCGCCCGCCGAAGCUGUUUUCCUCCUGUGUUCUCUGAGGAUUUUAGUUCUUUUUCCGCCUCCGCCUUUUUGUUGGUCUCUGCGGGUUUCAUCGUGUCGGCCGACUGACAAUUUGUAAAAAACAGUUUUUCUUUUCCUCAAUCAAUUAAAGUUGAAAUAAGCCUGAAAAACAGAAAGUUCUUCAGGCAAUAAAAAAGUUUUUCUUCCUCGCAGAGAUUUCAUCGUUUUUCCUCUUCGGUCUUCGUCCUGCUGGUUUUCCUCCAACAGUCAAAAUGUCUUCCAUCCUGAAGCUCCGGUCUGCCCUGUAGACCUUCUGCUCCUCCAGAGUCCAGCGUUCUUCUUGAGGCUUCUUGGUGUUUCUGCUGCCGGCGCGGCGCGGCGCAGAGCAGAGCGGAGCGUCCUGAGAUGUUCGGCAUCCAGGACAGCCUUCCUCGCGGGGCCACGGCCAGCAUGAAGGAGGAGCCGCUGGCCGUCCGCUCCUGGAUGCACUCGGCCGGCGUGGUGGACGCCAACACUGCCGCUCAAAGCGGGGUGGGCUUAGCUCGAGCACAUUUUGAGAAGCAGCCUCCCUCCAACCUGAGGAAAUCCAAUUUCUUCCACUUCGUUCUGGCGCUUUACGACCGGCAGGGGCAGCCCGUGGAGAUCGAACGCACCGCCUACGUCGACUUUGUGGAAAAAGAAAAGGAACCAAGUGGAGAGAAAACCAACAACGGGAUUCAUUACAAACUGCAGCUUCUUUACAGCAAUGGUGUCCGAACAGAGCAAGACCUCUACGUCCGAUUAAUCGACUCCAUGACCAAACAGGCCAUCAUCUACGAGGGCCAGGACAAGAACCCAGAGAUGUGCCGAGUCCUGCUCACACACGAGAUCAUGUGCAGUCGCUGCUGCGAUAAGAAGAGCUGCGGUAACAGGAACGAGACGCCGUCGGACCCCGUCAUCAUCGACAGGUUCUUCCUGAAGUUCUUCCUGAAGUGCAACCAGAACUGUCUGAAGAAUGCAGGGAACCCUCGGGAUAUGAGGAGGUUUCAGGUGGUGGUUUCUACAACGAUCAACGUAGAUGGCCAUGUUCUCGCCGUCUCUGACAACAUGUUCGUCCACAACAACUCCAAACAUGGCCGCCGGGCCCGAAGACUGGACCCAUCCGAGGCAGCCACUCCCUGUAUAAAAGCCAUCAGUCCCAGUGAGGGCUGGACGACGGGCGGAGCCACCGUCAUCCUCAUCGGAGACAACUUCUUCGAUGGUCUUCAGGUCGUCUUUGGCACCAUGCUGGUGUGGAGCGAGCUCAUCACUCCGCAUGCCAUCCGGGUCCAGACUCCGCCCCGCCACAUCCCUGGGGUCGUUGAGGUCACGCUGUCCUACAAGUCCAAGCAGUUCUGUAAAGGAGCGCCGGGACGCUUUGUCUACACAGCACUCAAUGAGCCCACCAUUGAUUACGGCUUCCAGAGGUUACAGAAGGUCAUCCCUCGUCACCCCGGAGACCCUGAGAGGCUGCCCAAGGAAGUGCUCCUGAAGAGAGCAGCGGACCUGGUGGAGGCGCUCUACGGUAUGCCCCACAACAACCAGGAAAUCAUCCUAAAGCGAGCGGCAGACAUAGCUGAAGCGCUCUACAGCGUUCCCAGGAACCACAACCAGAUCCCGUCACUAGGAAACUCUGCCUCUCAUGGAAUGAUGGGCGUAAACUCCUUCAGCGGACAGCUGGCUGUUAACGUCUCUGAGACGACACAAGUCGGCUACAAUCGGAACACAAGCAGCGUGUCACCACGGGGAUAUGUCCCAAGCUCCACCCCCCAACAGAGCAACUAUGGCAACACAGUCAGUAGCAGCAUGAACGGUUAUGGCAACAGCGGCAUGCCGAACCUCGGGGUGGCAACGUCACCGGGUUUCCUGAAUGGCUCAGCGGCCAACUCGCCCUACGGCAGUAAGUAUCAAGUUGUUCCCUCCAGUCCCACCAUGGCUGUGUCCAACUGCAACUCGUCUCAUGGAGUUUUCUCCUUCUCGGCCGCCGUCAAACAGAAGAGCGCCUUCGCUCCGGUUGUCCGGCCAUCAGCUUCACCUCCUCCUCCUCCCAACUGUUCAGGCGGCAAUGCCAACGGGCUGCAGGCUAUGUCAGGACUCGUCGUUCCUCCCAUGUGAAGCAUUUUCCUCCUCCUUCCUCACCUCCCUCUUCACCUUCAGCCUCGAGCAACAAUCACCUCAGAGGAGGAGGGGCAUGGGGUCUCCGGAGGCGGAGCCUCAGGCAGCUGCUGACCAAUGAGAGCGAUGACCCUGUCUGCGAUUUGACCAAGCAGAUUAUGAAAAAGACUUUUGGUGAAACAGUUUUCUGCAGGUGCUUUUUCCUUUCUGGUUCUGAUAUCUGGCCUCCGUCAAAAUAAAUCUGUGAUGUCACACUUGGAAGGUGACAUCACUUCCUAAACCUGAGUAGGCUUGGUUUAAAAGCAAGAAAUUACAAAAAAAUAAAGGUAUAACCAGCUGUUUUUAACUGACUUACCAGGUGUUACCUGUGUGAUGUCACAGAGAGCUGUGGAAACACCUGAGUGCAGGUGAGGCUGAAAGUGGGUGGAGCAAACAUUCAGAGAGCUCAUUCUGAAGUCCCACAGAGCCAAUCCUGGUUUCCAUUUCUUUUAGCCCUUUCAGGAAGAUCAUUCAAAAGCUAGUUUUGAACACCUUCUGUUAUCACCUUGUUGUCUGAUAAAAAAGUAACAGAUUUAUUUAAUGCCUUUAAGGUUUUCUAAACACAGAGUUGUGUUAAAGCACAGUUUGAGAAAUGCAUAAGCCCCGCCCAUUAACAGUUUAGUUCCUCCCACUGUCUGUUUUUUAACGCGUACACUGUAAAAACUAACCCUGCAUUGGAUCCAAAAUCGUCCCACGGCCGUCCAUCUUCUCGUGUCUCGGCUGCAGCCCCCCCGUUGUUCAACGUCCCACCCUGUCACAUAAGCCCCGCCCCGUGUCUUUGUGUGGGUUUUGUGAUUUUUGCUGAAUUCGUAGCUAACUGAAAACUUCUUUGUCACUACUGUGGUUGAUGACACACCACUGCUGUUACUGUGGCGACCUGUUUUUGUAUCAUAUUAAAUCUAAAUAUUUAUAUCAGAUUGUUUUUAGUAUCAAUGGAUGUUUGUCAUAUCGUCACGUGUCUUAACGUGCGUGUGCAUGUGUUGUUGCCACACCCACCAACAGCUCUUGUUUUAUAUCACAUAUUUAUAGAUCUGUCAACCAAAGCUGCCGUCCAAUCAGCUGCACCUGUUUGUUUUUAAUGUGAACCAUGUUGUAACUUCUCCACAGUGAAUAAAGUCAGCAGGUCGCUCUGACA
Fundulus heteroclitus (mummichog) is the source of this 4746-nucleotide messenger RNA. RefSeq names its product transcription factor COE3. The record is from RefSeq and is a predicted model, not a curated record. Gene Ontology annotation, biological process: regulation of transcription by RNA polymerase II. The transcript is spliced from 16 exons. NCBI's taxonomy places the organism in Eukaryota, Metazoa, Chordata, Actinopteri, Cyprinodontiformes, Fundulidae. The coding region runs from base 1845 to 3572 and encodes 575 amino acids. Gene Ontology annotation, molecular function: RNA polymerase II cis-regulatory region sequence-specific DNA binding; DNA-binding transcription factor activity, RNA polymerase II-specific.